Molecule: messenger RNA, 831 nt
Organism: Arthroderma uncinatum
Lineage: Eukaryota; Fungi; Ascomycota; Eurotiomycetes; Onygenales; Arthrodermataceae
Product: para-hydroxybenzoate-polyprenyltransferase
Exons: 1
Coding region: 1-831 (276 amino acids)
Biological process (GO): ubiquinone biosynthetic process
Cellular component (GO): mitochondrial inner membrane
Molecular function (GO): 4-hydroxybenzoate polyprenyltransferase activity
Source: RefSeq, a predicted model, not a curated record
AUGGCCACUCCACUGGAGGUUGUUUGGUUUUCCGGGUUGUUUUUUGCGGGAGCAAUGGUCAUGCGAGGCGCAGGAUGCACAAUUAAUGAUUUGUGGGACCGUAACUUGGAUCCUCAUGUGGAAAGAACAAAGUUUCGGCCAAUUGCGCGGAGGGCAAUUACUCCUAAGGAUGCAAUCAUAUUUACGGGUGCCCAGCUCUUUGCUGGGCUUGCUAUCCUUCUUCAAUUCCCAUUUGACUGCUUCUGGUAUGCGACCCCGAGUCUGCUCUUCGUUGCCGCGUACCCUCUCGCGAAACGUAUAACAAACUAUCCCCAGGCAAUGUUGGGGUUGACAUUUUCAUGGGGUGCAGUCAUGGGAUUUCCUGCCUUGGGGGUUGAUGUUUUGGGAAAUACCAGCGUCCUAGCAGCAUGUGCGUCUUUGUACGCUAGCAAUGUGGCCUGGACGGUCCUUUAUGACACCAUCUAUGCCCAUAUGGACGUGAAGGAUGAUGCUAAGGCUGGCAUAAAGUCGAUUGCCUUGGCGCAUAUUGAUAAUAGCAAAUAUGUCAUGUCAGGCCUCGCGGCAGCUCAGGUUGGCCUGCUAGCUGCAGCUGGAGUAGCAGCUGGUGCUGGGCCAGUCUUCUUCGUGGGGAGCUGUGGUGGUGCUAUGUUAUCACUGGGGACCAUGAUCUGGCGAGUUAAACUGACCGACCCUCGCGACUGUUGGUGGUGGUUUAAGUAUGGCUGCUGGUUCACCGGGGGCACUAUAUCCCUGGGGCUCCUCGGGGAUUAUGCUGUAAGAAGAUCUGACCAAAGUGAGAAUCGUGAAGACGAAGAUCCAACGACUCAGUGA